GCAGAAGUGUUCCUGUUUUGAUCAAAUAAACAGGGUCUGCGAGAGCACAAGUGAGAAUCUCUAACUUUGCAUUGCAACAGACCCUAAGAUAUCUGCAGCUCCACAACAUGAAGUUCAACCAGAUGAUGAUGAUGAACUUUGCUGUCAGUGAUGAUCAUGGGCACAAAUGGACGAAUCUGCUUAAAUCGAUGCUGCACAUCCGUCUCCACCAAAGAAAUCACAUCACCUAUAACAGGAUUCAGACUUCAAACGCGAAAUGGUCCUUGUGUGGAUGCAGUCAUUUUCUACACAGCUGAGGGUAGGUGGUGCAGCCACUGGAAGCCGAACUGGGUGAAGCAGAAGAUCCAGGAGUUCAGAAAACUUCAGCUGGAAGUCUCUGAUGAAAUACAGAAGAUCACCAGCACUGUCUCUAAACCUCUGAUGAAGAUCACCCCCACUGUCUCUACACCUCUGAUGAAGAUCACCCCCACUGUCUCUACACCUCUGAUGAAGAUCACCAGCACUGUCUCUAAACCUCUGAUGAAGAUCACCAGCACUGUCUCUACACCUAUGAUGAAAACUUCCUCUAAAGCCCUGGAUAUUCCUGCACUCUGCAGACAAUGUAAAAGAUUCCUGUGGGAGAACUGUUUUGACUACACAAGGACAAUGAAGACGACGUUUAGUCCAGAUGUUCCCAUGACAUGCUUUUUCCUCUUUCAGUUUGAUCUAUGCAUUGAAUCUCCACUAUCCCGUUUUUAUAAAGAAGAUCUUUUGAUGUGUUUCAGUAGCUUUUCUUGAGACUGGAUUCUUCAAAGUUUAUAAACAUCUCACAUCUGAUUUUCUGUCUGUUAAUGAAACAAAAGAUCUCAUGUUAACUGCAGUAACUUUUGUAUAAUCUACAGUAACUCCAUUAUUCACCUUAAACUUAAAACUUUUGGCAAAUAAGUAAUUGAGCCUAAUGGAUUAAGCACAGCCAAAGGAUUAAAUAAACCUCUGAUUUAAACAGAUGUGCAAAUGAGCUUUCUGGUACACUAAAAGCAUGUUCUGGGCGCACGGAAAGGUGGGGGUACGCUCAAGAGCUAUAUUUGAGUUCCGGCGCGUACCGGCCCACUUAAAGCACUCGUGGACAUCAUUUGUGCUCUUUAUUGGGCUAUCUGUGAAUAAUAAGCACAGUCAUUAGCAAAUAAUCAGAAAAUAAAAACGCAAACCUAAGUGAAGAGGUUAUCUUGGUAUACAUGUAAACGUAGUCAAUGUUAUAAAAUGUAUGAUUGCAUGCAAGAAACUCAAGUAUCUUUAAUGUAAAUAAUGCAUUAAACAUCAAAUGAUUUUAUGACUAAUAAAACUAUUAUACUAUGAA
Molecule: messenger RNA, 1336 nt
Organism: Paramisgurnus dabryanus
Lineage: Eukaryota; Metazoa; Chordata; Actinopteri; Cypriniformes; Cobitidae
Biological process (GO): immune response
Cellular component (GO): extracellular region
Molecular function (GO): chemokine activity
Source: RefSeq, a predicted model, not a curated record